CGGAUUUGCAAUCUUGCCGAGAAACGGAUGUCUAGCGCGGUCGUGAUUGUUGGCGCAGGCGUCGUUGGCCUCACCACGGCGCUCCAACUCAUACAGGACGGCAUCUUGCCAUCUCAGAUCACCAUCGUUGCGAAGGACGGCCCUGACAAGACAACGUCAUUCGUUGCUGGCGCCCUCUGGGAAUGUCCUCCCUAUCGUAUGGAAGCGAGUCCAAGCGUGCUGAAGUGGUGCGAAGCUACGUUUCGCAAAUACGUGCAGCUCAUGCGAGACUAUCCUGAGAGCGGCAUGCACAUUGUUCCAAACAUCACCGUGAGUCAGCAUCCAAUCAAGACGAACAUCGCUGCCAAAGCGAUGGCUCCUUCCUAUCGAGAAAGCUCCGAUCUUACGUCUCCCGCAAUGUUGCAGUGGCUUCAAGCCCACGGAGCGUCCGAGCUCCGUUCAUUUCACCAUUUGCAGCACUAUGACGCUGUCGUUGCUGACAUGGGGGUCUACCUCAACUGGCUAAAGGAUCAAUUGGCAGCGCGCCGCGUCCAUAUUAACAUUCAAAACGUCGUCGAUCUCCGCGAGUUGGCGACGCCAGGGACAGUCGUCGUCAACUGCACGGGGCUCUUCAAAGACGAUCCUGCCAUGUUUCCAUGCAAGGGACAAGUCGUGAUGGUUCACGCUCCUUGGAUCCGUUCUGCAAUUUGCGACGAAGAUUCAGGCGCGUACAUGAUUCCACGACCAAACGGGAACCUCAUCUGCGGCGGCACUGCCGAGAACAAUGUGUGGAACACGGAUGUUCUGGAGGAAGUCACGAAACGCAUUCUACGGACAUGUGCCCUCGUCGUGCCAAGUGUUGCCCGAGCCAAGAUGGUUGCUGCGCGUGCAGGGCUGCGGCCUGAGCGGAAGGGUGGAGUUCGCAUCGAAGUUGAGACUACUCCGUCUGGAGGUCAUCUCGUUCAUCAUUACGGUAGUCUGCUUGAGCAAAUUCAUGGUCCGUGUUGUACGAGUGACCGUGGUUGAUGCGUGUAGGACAUGGUGGGUCUGGGUUUUGCCUGGCGUGGGGAACGGCCGUCGAGGCAUCAGCUCUCGUCCGUCAAUGUCUCGCGCAUCGAAGCAAGUUGUGAUAAUCUUCGGUAGACGUAACCCCUAACAUGCUGAAGGAGCGGGUGCGCGUCGCAGGAAGGCUGCACUUCCUCCGAGGUUGCAUCGGUUGAAUCUUCGAGAGAUUUGGAAGCUUGCAAUGUGAUUCGUCCACGAAAUGAGAAUUUUAAUUGGUCAAAAUACUUUGAUUUUAGC
Molecule: messenger RNA, 1281 nt
Organism: Aphanomyces invadans
Lineage: Eukaryota; Oomycota; Saprolegniomycetes; Saprolegniales; Verrucalvaceae
Exons: 3
Coding region: 28-1005 (325 amino acids)
Molecular function (GO): D-amino-acid oxidase activity; FAD binding
Source: RefSeq, a predicted model, not a curated record